This is a messenger RNA of Trichoderma atroviride IMI 206040, 917 nucleotides long. NCBI's taxonomy places the organism in Eukaryota, Fungi, Ascomycota, Sordariomycetes, Hypocreales, Hypocreaceae. The record is from RefSeq and is a predicted model, not a curated record.
AUGAGCUCUCGCUUGCUGGGGCUGCCUCCCCAGAUCAAAACAGCUACAGAAGCAGCGUCUUACAUGAUGGAUCAGUUUGCAAACAAAAUCACAAAACGUCGCCAGUUGAUCGACUCGAAUCAGCUGCAACAACUGGCGGUGAUGCUCGGCCGACCAGUCCUCAACGGCCACGACAUAAGCAGGAUGAACAUUCCUGCAGGCACACCGAUUCCUUCAGCACACCACCUUGUCUAUUUUACACCAAUGGAGCUUGAGAGCCAGCUUGGUGCUGACGGAAGUGACCGCACAUUCAAUGCACCCGCCCCGUUUACAAGGAGGAUGUGGGCGGGCGGGCAUAUGAAGUUUGAUAAAAGCAAUCCCUUGAGGGUUGGAGAGGAAGCGGAAGAGAGCACAAGGCUGAUCAGUGCAGUGGCCAAGACGAGCAGAUCCGCGGGCGAGAUGGUACUCGUUGAAGUAGAAAAGAAGAUUCAUGGAUCCAGGGGGCUGGCACUUGUCGACACACGGUCGUGGGUAUUUAGGCCAACGUUGUCUUCUAAUCCUCAGGGGGGCGUAGCGCUUAGAAGAAUCGACGGCAAUAUCCUAGCUCCAUCAUCUCUCUCGGAUGUCAUAAAUGACAGCAGUGAAGGACAUCCUGGUGUUGUUGUCCAUGGACCCCUGAAUGUUGUCAAUUUGCUGGAUUAUUGGAGAGACAUACACGGAGAGGGCGCAGGGCCUGAUGAGAUCAGCUACAGGGCUAUGUCACCUGUUUACGGAGGAGAAGAAUACCAACUUCGGACGGUCGGUAUAAAUGAGACGAAUUCUAGUCGUGGGUACGAUAUGGUAGCGGAGAAGGAUGGACAUGUUAUCAUGAAAGCUUCCAUUACCAAAAGUAUAUAAACUGGGCGAGAAUUCUGGACCUUUGAAUAAUAACCAUCUUU